UUCUUUACUGCCUUUGAUCAAAUUUGAGGCUCUUCGGAGGUGCAGAAAGACAAGCGAAAGUUGCUCUACUUUCUGCGAGUGGUUUUUAUCAAGCGUACCCGCUUGUUCGCUGCAUUGACGUCCAUCUUUCUUCACUCAUCUGGAGAUUCUGUAAUUAAUGGCUUUGUCUCGGAGCUUCUCAAACAAGUACGUCCCGAUAAUUCACUCUACUUAAUUGAAUUUUGAUGCGAGUACGCGUAUUCAGAAUUUCUUCAUGGCGUCUUCUGUCAACGGAGUUGCGCCUUUAUCAGAGGUUCAGAAUUCAGUUUCUGCGAUAGAUUCCGAUCCUCCUUCAACAUUUUGGAUUCCUCGGCCGUCCCGGCCUCCUCUAAGAACUUCCAGAAAUCACGGGGUUUCUUCUGCAUCCUAUUUUACUGGCCAUGAUGACUAUGCAACGAUGCCCAUCAACCGUCAUAGAAGCUGUGUAAUUAAUCGAAGGCAUUCUUAUCUAGAGCCCAACAUUGUGCAGCACGGAGAGUUACCAAAUGCGUCAGAGCUGUAUUACAACUAUGGUGGAGAAUCUGGCUGUUUAAGCCUCCCUGAAACUGGAGAAAGUUGUUUCGGGAAGAACAUCUGUACCAUUGAACCAUUCGAUACUUCCACCAAUUGUGAUUCAAGUAGCAGCGUAUUAGAAUUUGUAGGUCCAUCAAGAGGGGUUGAUUCAGUCAAGAGUUACUGUCAUCCAGGGGUUACUUUUUGUCCAAGUCCUCAGACUAGCUUCUAUUCUGCCACUUUCUAUUCCGAAGCCAAGCAAAGUUUUUCUAAUACUGAAAUCAGUGAAGGUGUUAGUGUUGAUAAGUCAAGUGAGAUUGGUGGAGUUACUAACUCCUAUUAUUGUAACGAGAGCAGGAAGACCAGCAUCUGUAGAGGGAGUAGUGUGAGUGAAGUUAGUGAUGAGAGCAGCAACUGUACUUCAAACAGCUCUUUGUAUAGACCCCACAAGGCAAACGAUGUAAGAUGGGAAGCAAUUCAAGCGAUCCGAGCACGCGAUGUGAUCUUGGAAAUGAGACAUUUCAGGGUGUUGAAGACAUUGGGACGUGGAGACAUAGGAAAAGUUCAUCUUGUGGAGUUGACUGGCACAGGAACUUAUUUUGCCAUGAAAAUUAUGAAUAAAGAAGAGCUAGCAAGUCGCAAGAAGCUUCUGAGGGUUCAGACAGAGAGAGAGAUAUUGCAGUCUUUGGAUCAUCCAUUUCUGCCCACAUUAUAUGCGCACUUUGAGACAGAGAUAUUCUCUUGCUUGGUAAUGGAGUUCUGCCCCGGUGGGGACCUGCAUGCACUCAGGCAAAGACAACCCGGGAAAUAUUUCUCAGAGCAUGCUGCCAGGUUCUACGUGGCAGAGGUUCUUCUUGCUUUGGAGUACUUGCACAUGAUGGGGAUCAUCUACCGAGACCUUAAACCUGAGAAUGUCUUGGUGAGAGAAGAUGGUCACAUAAUGCUGUCAGAUUUCGACCUCUCUCUGAGGUGCACUGUCAGUCCAACUCUAGUAAGAUCAUCAUACUCUUGCAUGGAGACAAAAGCCUCAAGACACUGUGCUCCACCUGCGUGCAUUCAACCAACAUGUGUCAUGCAGCCAGAUUGCAUCAGACCUGCAUGUUUCACACCUAGAGUCCGAUCUGGAAAGCCCAAGAAAGACAAGGAGUUGAAAACCAGAAAUGAAAUGCAUCAUCCAGUGGCCUCUCUUCCUGAGCUCAUUGCAGAGCCAACAAAUGCACGUUCAAUGUCAUUCGUGGGCACUCAUGAGUACUUGGCUCCAGAGAUUAUCAAAGGAGAAGGGCAUGGCAGUGCUGUAGACUGGUGGACCUUUGGGAUAUUCUUAUAUGAGCUUCUGUUUGGUAGAACGCCGUUCAAAGGUUCAGCAACUAGAGCAACUCUGCUCAAUGUGGUGGGUCAGCCCUUGAGAUUCCCAGAAUCACCUAGUGUCAGCUUUGCUGCUAGAGACCUGAUAAGAGGCUUGCUUGUGAAAGAGCCACAGCAUCGUCUUGCUUAUAGACGUGGAGCUACUGAAAUCAAACAACAUCCAUUCUUUCACAAUGUUAACUGGGCACUCAUUCGCUGCACUCAUCCUCCGGCGGUCCCCAGACAGGCCAUGAAAGCUCUCACAGUUGAAAAGAUGGCUGCCACUGCUUUGAAGCAUUCUUCUGGUAAAUAUUUAAAUGUUGAUUACUUUUGAACCUCAUAAUGAAACGGUGCAUUGCUGCUCCACGUUUGGGUACGUACGCAUUUGUAAAUGCCUAUAAGAAACUCUGAAUGCGUUCAAAUGAGUGACCAAGUUUCUGUUAUCUCAUCGAAAAGCUUCUGUUAA
Neltuma alba is the source of this 2341-nucleotide messenger RNA. RefSeq names its product protein kinase PVPK-1-like. Gene Ontology annotation, molecular function: protein kinase activity; ATP binding. The record is from RefSeq and is a predicted model, not a curated record. The transcript has 3 exons. Lineage: Eukaryota; Viridiplantae; Streptophyta; Magnoliopsida; Fabales; Fabaceae. Gene Ontology annotation, biological process: protein phosphorylation. Bases 254 to 2209 code for a protein of 651 amino acids.